AUACCUUACUAUUGUUACCAACUUCCUCCACUUCAACCGACGGGUUAGUCAGCCCUCACUUGCCCGGCAGCAACUGCCCAUUGGUGGCCUCCGAUUUCCACCCGACCGCAUCGUCAACUUCGAUGAGACCCCUAUCCCUUUUGAGUACCUCGAUGGGUCAACUUGGGCAGCCCGAGGGGCCCAUACUGUGGCUGGCAAGACUGACCGUAGUGGCUGGAGCAAGCGGCAAGCCACUCUUAUUCUCUACAUCUUUGCCGACGGGGUCCAACGGCUACUGCCAAAGCUCAUCUUUCACGGCAAGCCUGCUAGCCUUGGCGGCCAAAUUGAGGCACGUGAGGGUGACUCAUACAGUAAAGAGGUAACAGUUGAAUAUAACGAUACGGCUUACAACAACGAGUAUCUCCUUGGGCAGUGGCUAACAGAUGAAUUUUUUCCCCUUACAACAGGGCAAGAAUACUUGUUAGUUAUGGACGUUGCUACUUUUCACAAGACGCCUUCUAUAUUAUCACGACUUCGAUCCAACCACGUGACACCAAGCCUUAUACCGCCAGGCACAACCUCCCUUCUUCAACCUCUGGAUACUGCUAUCAACAAGCCCUUCAAGCAGUGGUUAUCCGAGGCAACCGACGAGUAUACGUGGCGAAUGGAGCAAGCUGCCGCCGGCCAGCCCAGCCAGCCCAUUCAACGUAUACCCAUUCAACCCAUACCAAUUCAACCC
Colletotrichum navitas is the source of this 718-nucleotide messenger RNA. RefSeq lists its product as uncharacterized. The transcript has a single exon. NCBI's taxonomy places the organism in Eukaryota, Fungi, Ascomycota, Sordariomycetes, Glomerellales, Glomerellaceae. The record is from RefSeq and is a predicted model, not a curated record. The coding region runs from base 123 to 362 and encodes 79 amino acids.